This is a messenger RNA of Daphnia magna, 2348 nucleotides long. Its product is annotated as calcyphosin-like protein. Bases 1202 to 1837 code for a protein of 211 amino acids. Gene Ontology annotation, molecular function: calcium ion binding. The transcript has 8 exons. The record is from RefSeq and is a predicted model, not a curated record. Lineage: Eukaryota; Metazoa; Arthropoda; Branchiopoda; Diplostraca; Daphniidae.
GGUUGUAUGUUUCCCGAAUGUUUAGGAUUCUUUGGGUUUAAGAACACGUUAGGAAAGUUAAUUGGGAUAUGAAUCCCGAUUCUCAAUACGAUUACCGUAUUUUAUAUCUCCAUCCUGCCAAGAAUUGUCUAUUUCACUCGUCGCUAACAGCUAAGCUAACAUAGUUACAAGAAAAUAUAUCUUUUGGUACCAUUGCAAAACAAAACAUCUCCAAGACUUGCUGUAAUUUGCUAUUAUGCCAUGGGGAACGGACGUCCACCGUCAAUCGGGUCAGUUGUCAUGUGAAACGAAUGACGAUGUCUCCUCACCGACGGUUCGUGAUGCAUCAUAUUUGUAAAAGGCAAAUAUUUACUGCUGAACGCAUAAACACAGGACGGAAGCACACACGGCAGUAUUUUGUCUCUAGUGUUUGAUCCGGAAGGAAGCUCACGUUUCAUUUCGAUUCGCACGUGAAGAAAAAAACCAUCCAAGUGCAAAAAAGAAACUAACAAAGAAUUGGUUCAUUGGAAUUUGAGUAUUCUUCAUAUUGAACGUUUCUUUUCACUUACGUAAAUGGAUGGCCCAUCGAACGGCUAUGUCACGUUUUAACGGAUUAGCAAACCAAGAAAAACAAGGAAUUUUCAACAGGCAUUGUUUCGACAAGCCGAAAAAUUGAUACAGUACUCUUGUAAAAUAGCCGUAGCCAAUUUUAUUUUUCUCCCAGAGUUCCGAAACCAGGAUACGCCAUCGUGUGGAAACUCCCGACCGCGCCGACUCCGAUUAGGGUGAACCGGAAAGAACAACGAUGAUAGGAUAAACAUGACGAGUCUACCAAUCCUUUAACGAGCAAAGAGAGCGGAGGACUAUAUUUCCUUUGUCCAGCCAAUUCUGAAACUUAAAGGAAAUUUCAUUUUUCUCAUUGUCAGUGCACCAUCAUUUGAAAACGAAAAAAUUUUUGCUCGAUUUGGAAGCAGUAUAGCCGCUGGAAAAUCGCGAAGAGAAAAGAUAGCAUAAAGCCGUACUACGUCUCCUCUAUUCGUUCCAUUUCAUACCCGAACAACCACACACACACACAACACCCAGACACAAAAAGAGAGUUGUGUGUCUGGCAGAAACCGCAGCUUGGUUGUGGGAGGAUAGAGAAAAGAAAGAAAAAAACCGUGCAACAUCACUGGCUUCGUUGCCGUUGCUUGUGCCAGUGUUCCAGCUGAUCGUGGAAAAAAUGAGUCGGCCUCUGACGGCCAACUCUCGCAACGAGGCUGAAAUGAUGUCGAAAGCCAAACGCCAGCAAACCAUGGCGCAAGAUCCACUUGAAAAACUCCGGUGCCAACUACUGUCUCGAGGUGCCACGGGUAUUAUCGGAUUUGGCAAGGUAUUUCGCCGGAUGGACGAUGAUGGCAACCGUUCGCUGUGUUACGAAGAAUUCCGUAAAGGGAUUGACGAAAGCGGAGUUAAGACCGAUGAUGGAGCUCGAACUCUUUUCGAUGCAUUUGAUAAGGACCGCUCGGGAUCCAUUUGCAUCAACGAAUUUCUAAAAGCCAUAAGGCCUCCAAUGUCUGAUGGAAGAAAACGAGUCAUAGCGGAAGCUUUUAAAAAACUGGAUAAAUCUGGUGAUGCAGUUGUUACACUCGAAGAUUUAAACGGCGUCUACAACGUCAAACACAAUCCCAGAUAUUUGAGCGGAGAAGAGACAGAAGAACAAAUCCUUAAUAAGUUCUUGGCUAACUUUGAAUCAAACGGUUCCAUCGACGGAAAGGUGACGUACGACGAAUUUCUAGACUACUAUGCUGGAGUCAGCUCUUCCAUUGACCAUGACGCGUACUUUGAUCUAAUGAUGAGGCAGGCGUGGAAAAUCUAAUAGUUCCGCCAAAGAUUCGCCCCGUAUUCCCUUUUUUUUUUAAAGACUGAAUAGGGACAGAACAAAGGAACGCUAAUCUUAAUAUUCAGAUGAUGAAGAACCUAUGGCUGCCGAUGAUUUAAUUUUCCAUCGACUGUCCAUCUCUUUCACAAGGACUUUUCUUCUUCCAAAGCUCUGUUUUUAUUUUGAAAGAAGAUGUUUGUAACCGAAGAUACUUUUUUCAUCUUAUUUAUCUUAACUUCUUUCUACGUUUAUCGUAGCAUCUAUUUUACUUAAUCGUCUGGAGGCCUUGAGCUGUAUUGAACCAACAGACGUUCAAAUAAGGGUUGCAAAAUAAGUAGACGAUGAUCUAAACCUACUAAACCCAGUAUGGGGUUAAGGAUAGGAUAUCGCAAAGUCUGGAGAACGCAUUGCAUGUCUGCAUUUUGUGGAUAAAUAUAACUGGGAGAGGUGCAUAUUGAUUGUGUAUUUCAUCGUAAUAAUUUUACUUAUCAAUAAACUAUCAACACUU